Messenger RNA from Parus major (Great Tit), 1777 nucleotides. RefSeq names its product rod cGMP-specific 3',5'-cyclic phosphodiesterase subunit beta-like. The record is from RefSeq and is a predicted model, not a curated record. Gene Ontology annotation, molecular function: 3',5'-cyclic-nucleotide phosphodiesterase activity. Gene Ontology annotation, biological process: retina development in camera-type eye; signal transduction. NCBI's taxonomy places the organism in Eukaryota, Metazoa, Chordata, Aves, Passeriformes, Paridae. Gene Ontology annotation, cellular component: photoreceptor outer segment membrane. Bases 5 to 541 code for a protein of 178 amino acids. The transcript has 6 exons.
AACAAUGUUUCAAAAGAUCGUUGAUGAGUCUAAGACAUACGACAGCGUGACUGCCUGGACUGAGUAUCUGUCUCUGGAGACAACAAAGAAGGAGGUUGUCAUGGCCAUGAUGAUGACUGCCUGUGACUUGUCAGCUAUCACAAAGCCUUGGGAAGUCCAGAGUAAGGUAGCUCUACUGGUAGCAGCUGAGUUCUGGGAGCAAGGAGAUUUGGAAAUAAGCGUCCUUCAGCAACAGCCCAUUCCUAUGAUGGACCGAAGGAAAGCUGCUGAGCUUCCAAAGCUUCAAGUGGGUUUCAUCGACUUUGUGUGCACAUUUGUCUAUAAGGAAUUUUCCCGUUUCCAUGAGGAAAUACAGCCUAUGCUUGAUGGGCUGCUGAACAACAGAAAUGAGUGGAAGACUCGUGCUGAUGAGUAUGAUGCAAAAAUGAAAGCUCUAGAGGAAGAAAAGAAAAAAGAGGAAGAGAGAAUGGCUGCAAAGAGAGGUGAAAUAACCUGUAAUGGAGGAACAGCUCCAGCUUCCAAAACCUGUAGCAUACUUUAGACCUAUUCCCACUGCAAAACAUGCCACUCAAAAUGAGAAUGUCCAUAAUUAAAAAAAAAAACAAAAACAGAACAAAACAAAACCAAAAACCAAGCCAAACCAAAACCAAAAACGAAAAAGCAAACAAACAAACAAACAAAAAUGGCAUACAAAUACAUUCCUGAUUGGACUAUUCUGAUAAUUUAUUAGGCUUGUCAUCAACCAGGGAAGGACUAGAUCUUGUUUGCCUUAAUUGUAUCUCCUCCUGAUGGUAGGGAGUUAGUUCUGGCCUGUCUCCUGUUCUUCCAUUUAAUGCACCUGAUGUCAGAUGGCAUGUGACAAGUCAGAACAACAUUUGGCCCGAUAAAUCAGGUUGCAAGAUUAUGGAAAAGCGUUUUUCCUGCACUGAAACACUUCUUAUCCCAAAGCUGAUGGGGAUAGUCCUGCUCCAUGCAACCUCAUGAGACUGACAGAGAAUGCAAUCAUAGCCUGCACAGUGGGAAAAAUGAAGAAGAGAUAAAGUUACCAUAUCUAAGUCUGUAUCUGCCAAGAUAUCAGAAGGAAAACUGAGGGUAAGGAUAAAGCAUGAAAACUGACCACGGUAAACUUCUGAACUGCCCUAAAAUGUUAUGAUUCCAUGUAAAUCCAAAAAACACUCUGACAAAUAAUAGAUCUGCAUUCACUUCAAGAAUCUGGGUAGGUUGCUAUUCCAAAGCAUGGAGCCAUUCAUGCAACACACAGUAGCUGCCUUCUCUGGGAGCAGGAUCCACUCUGUGUGGUAAUUGAAGAUUCAUUCCUUCAUGUCUCAUUUUGAGAUGAUAGUGUUAUCAUUACCCAUUACAUUUCCUCUUACAAUUAACCAAGUAACCUGAGUAGUGACAUCUCAUAAAAUUGUUCUGUUUUGCCUCAUAAUGCCAGUUACACAACUGAUGAGAACCAACUGUCCUUCCUUUCCUCCUUGUGUUCUGAGAUGUCUGGUUUUUAGAUUAUACUCCAGACUUGUGGCUCUUAUUUCAGAUGAAAGUUACUUUUCAUGUUUAUUCAUGCAAAAAUAGAACACUCAAUUACUCAGUUUUGUAGUAGUAGAGACACCCUCAUGUCCUGCUUUCCUCCCCUCCCCCUCUUUCUUUCUAAAAAUUGUUUGGAGAUCUGUUUUGCUGGGGAUUUUCUUCUUCUAUUACUCCUACUACCUUCAGGGUUUUACCCUUCAGUGUAUUGUUUUGCAUUAAAAAUACUGCAAGUAAAAAGAAAACUAGA